AUGUCUGACCUGUCAGAAUUCCAAAGAGGGAUGUUUGUUGGGGCGCGUUUAAGUGGAGCAUCGGUGACAGAAACAGCAAACCUUUUGGGGUUUGCAAGAAGUACUGUAUCAGCCGUUAUGACAGCAUAUAUGAAAGAAGGUAAGACGAAGUCUUCAAAGCAAAACAGUGGCCGAAAGUCAAAGCUUGAUGAUAGGGUUAGACGUGUCUUGCAGCGCGUAGUUGUUCGAAAACACAAGCAAUCGUUAUCCGAGAUAUCAUCAGACAUGAACAGUCAUUUUCAGGAUUCCGUUUCAACAAGAACUGUUCAAAGAGAACUUCAUGCAGGAACAUUUAUGGGAGAGUGGCAAUUCAUAAACCCUUGGUGA
Messenger RNA from Parasteatoda tepidariorum (common house spider), 366 nucleotides. RefSeq lists its product as uncharacterized. Lineage: Eukaryota; Metazoa; Arthropoda; Arachnida; Araneae; Theridiidae. The record is from RefSeq and is a predicted model, not a curated record.